AUGUCGGGCUCAGCAGAGCCCCCGGAUGAACCCACUGAGGAUAUCCUGGCGGAGGACCCGGACCAGGAGACUGUUGUAGAGGCACCACGGGAGGCCAGCUGUUGGGAAAGGGCCAAACAGGACGUGCUACAGCAAACCUUGACGGGCACAGUGCCGUUGUUGACAGUCGUUAGGGCCGCUACUUGUGUGUUCAUAUUCGGAGGCAUUUGUAUUGCAUACGGCCUGGCACUGCUGAUCUCGGCAAACGCGAUACGCGAAAUAGAGUUGGACUAUACGUCUAUUCCUGGCGAUGCUAACGGAGUUGUCACUAUGAGGACGAUAGUUCAAAGCGAGAUGGAGGCCCCUGUAUAUGUCUACUACCGACUGGGCAGGGUCUAUCAGAAUCAUCGAUUGUACAUCACAUCAGUGAACACGGCUCAGCUGAAGAAGGGCAGUACUAUGUUGGCUGGGGAUGUGGACACCUGUACGGAUUGGAAGACCGCUGAUGAUGAGCCUGCCAGGUUUGGUGAAAUCGAUAGAAGAGUGCUCUACCCUUGUGGCCUUAUUGCUCGGUCAGUGUUCAAGGACAAGUUCUUCCUCUCUGUGAGGAACUCCACUACGAUCGUCUCAACGCUUGAAGUGGACCAGAAUCCGGAAAGGGUGAAUCCGAAACCGCAGGUCGCGACGAAGAACCCCGAAAAAGCCGAUCUCGUGCAAGGGUCGGAUUUCUAUAGAACGCACAACUUCUGGUUGUUGGAGGAGUUCCCCCCGCAAGUUUGUGUACCAGCUGAUAGCAGCACUGUCCCUAUCCCCACACGGGUGGCACGUACGUACGGUUGUAUGGACGCGUAUUGGUGUUGCCUUUUGACCUCGCUUUAG
This is a messenger RNA of Perkinsus marinus ATCC 50983, 858 nucleotides long. RefSeq lists its product as hypothetical. The transcript is spliced from 7 exons. Gene Ontology annotation, cellular component: Golgi apparatus; plasma membrane; endoplasmic reticulum. The record is from RefSeq and is a predicted model, not a curated record. The coding region runs from base 1 to 858 and encodes 285 amino acids. NCBI's taxonomy places the organism in Eukaryota, Perkinsozoa, Perkinsida, Perkinsidae.